UUCCUUCUCCUAUUCCACUAUAACACAUGUAGCUCCAUAAUAAUAAAGGAGAGAACUGAUAUCUUAGGCGUGUUUCGCUGUGUGCAGUGAACACAGAAAAAACAAUUAAAUGAACUUUUUCACUCUUCAAAACCCCAACCACUCCACACAAAUCCCCAAACCAAACUGAUGUACGCAACCGACGACAGUUCCCGGAGCUCCGGCACCGAUUCAGGAUCCACCGCCGAUAAUUCUUCUCACUGGACAGCUGAAACAAUCAACGGCGGAUCUCUUCGCCACGUCGAUCUCAACACCGGAACAAACGGCUGGGCUUCACCUCCCGGCGAUGUCUUCAACCUCCGCUCUCAGAGCUACUUCACAAAACGACAAAAAUCUCCCGCAGGUGAAUAUCUCCUCUCUCCAGCCGGCAUGGACUGGCUCAAAUCGUCAACGAAACUCGACAACGUGUUGAAUCGCUCCGAUAAUCGAAUCUCCAACGCGCUCAAGAGAGCGCAAUCCAACGGUAAGUCGUUGAAGAGUUUCAUCUUCGCCGUGAAUCUCCAGAUUCCAGGUAAGGAGCACCACAGCGCGGUGUUCUACUACGCGACGGAAGAUCCGGUUCAAUCCGGUUCGUUGCUCGGCCGGUUCAUCGAAGGAGACGACUCCUUUCGAAAUCAGCGGUUCAAGUUAGUGAACCGGAUCGUGAAAGGACCGUGGAUAGUGAAAAAGGCUGUAGGUAACUACAGCGCGUGUUUGUUAGGGAAAGCGCUGACGUGUCAUUAUCAUAGAGGACCUAACUACUUAGAGAUUGACGUUGAUAUCGGAAGUAGUGCAAUAGCGAAUGCUAUCCUGCGACUUGCGUUGGGAUAUGUGACGAGUGUUACGAUUGAUAUGGGAUUUGUUGUGGAGGCGCAGACGGAGGAGGAGUUGCCGGAGAAGUUGAUCGGGGCGGUUAGGGUUUGUCAAAUGGAAAUGUCUUCUGCUUGUACUAUUGUGGAUACGCCAAGGAUAGGGAUUGCUAAGGUCAAUCAUCACGGUGCUUCUGACUCAAGUGAAAGUGAAAAUUAAAAAUCAUUUUUAUUUUUUUGUGUCUGAAUAGGGAGUAGUAGUAAUAAAUAAAUAUUUGAGUUUCCUUGAAAUUAUUUACUUGUACUUUUUGUUUUUCUAAUUUGACAAUUCGAUGAUGUACUGUGUAUUUAGAAUUUUAGAUAUUGUAUUAUUAUUAAGGGUAUUGUUUUUUGUUUUUGUGUA
Messenger RNA from Lathyrus oleraceus (garden pea), 1230 nucleotides. RefSeq names its product protein ENHANCED DISEASE RESISTANCE 2-like. The transcript has a single exon. The record is from RefSeq and is a predicted model, not a curated record. Bases 169 to 1047 code for a protein of 292 amino acids. NCBI's taxonomy places the organism in Eukaryota, Viridiplantae, Streptophyta, Magnoliopsida, Fabales, Fabaceae.